AUGGAUUUAUUAUCUGGUGUUGGAGGCUGUUGCUCGUCGACUGAUAAAGUUGAGAGUGUGGCUAGUAGGGAUAGCAGUAUUAGUCUUGAUGACGGUGCUUAUAAAAGAUAUACUCCUGAGCGUGUCAAAUCCCCCUUCUCUUUCGAUCUUGGGAUAUUCGAUGAACCCAGUCUUCAUGGGCCGACGCUCCCUACACCCAGUAUUGCAUCUUCGCCUUCAGUCGUUGCGCCAAUGGAUGUCUAUCUUCGAUGCAACGAGAGCCACGAGUCCAGAAUGAUGAGACUCAGUGGUACAGCCUCACAACAGUACAAACAUACCGAGCUUAAGGAUAUUUCCCCUGCAGGGACUUGUAGUUGGGAGUUUGUCUCAGCACAGAUACCAAACACUCCAGUGCUACAGCCUGCACUCACUCCCAAGCCAACAGCCAACUCUUCUCAUACAAGCGGAAACAAAAAUAUCUUUUCGGGCUCGGACAUGUCUGAGCUUGCGUUGUCUGUUGAUUCACAGCCUAUGGGUGACGAUACGGAGAGGUACGAGGAGGCUAUUGCCGAAUACAAAGCUGCUUCUAAGCGAUACAAGUAUGAGUUUCUGUUCCUUUAG
Molecule: messenger RNA, 600 nt
Organism: Fusarium pseudograminearum CS3096
Lineage: Eukaryota; Fungi; Ascomycota; Sordariomycetes; Hypocreales; Nectriaceae
Exons: 2
Coding region: 1-600 (199 amino acids)
Source: RefSeq, a predicted model, not a curated record